UUUCUAAGGACGUCGUAUCAGGAACUGGUGUUCGGGCAAAAACAUUUCUGACGUUGUAUUUGGGGCCAAGGCUACCUCCUCUGUCAGUGGUUCCCUGGUCUCUAUCAACAUGUCUGCUAUUGUUGGAGCAGAAAUGGAUCCACAGAUCUGAUUGGUCCACAUAGCUGCUAAAAGAUGGAUUUCCCUCAAGAGGGAGAGGAUGCUGUUGGUGGAAAUCAGACAGGCAGAGGAGCAUGUGCCGUGUCCAGCCACGUGUCCAUGAAGAAUGAGGAGCCCGUUACUGAUGGGCACCAGGGGGUCAGCACAGGAAGAGUGCUGUCUUAUCCAAGACCACAGACACACAGACCAGUGUCUCCAGUGCCCAGCUGUGUGUCCAUGAAGAGUGAGGGGUCCAUGCAUCAACCGCACAAUUUCAGCAGUGGACUGCAGUCUAAUCCAAAACCACAGUCACACAGACCAGUGUCUCCAGUGCCCAGCUGUGUGUCCAUGAAGAGUGACCAGUCCAUGCCUGAACCGUACAAUUUCAGCAGUAGACCACCACUGUCUGAUUCAAAACCACAGACACACAGACCAGUGUCUCCAGUGCCCAGCUGUGUGUCCAUGAAGAGUGACCAGUCCAUGCCUGAACCGUACAAUUUCAGCAGUAGACCACCACUGUCUGAUUCAAAACCACAGACACACAGACCAGUGUCUCCGGUGCCCAGCUGUGUGUCCAUGAAGAGUGACCAGUCCAUGCCUGAACCGUACAAUUUCAGCAGUAGACCACCACUGUCUGAUUCAAAACCACAGACACACAGACCAGCGUCUCCGGUGCCCAGCUGUGUGUCCAUGAAGAGUGACCAGUCCAUGCCUGAACCGUACAAUUUCAGCAGUGGACCACCACUGUCUGAUUCAAAGAAUAUACUGACCCAGGAUCAGUCCAGGUGUGGAGUGUGUGAGCAGCUACUGAGGGACCCAGUCAUCACCAGCUGUGGACACAGUUUCUGCAGGCAGUGCAUCAGCAGCUACUGGAGCCAGUCUGGUCCAUCAGGAGACUACAGCUGCCCCCAGUGCAGAAAGAGACCCAGAACACAACCCAUUAUGAACCCUGACAUGACUCAACCACUGUACCCGUCUACAGACAUGGCACAGCCUCACUUAUACCCACCUACAGCCAAGGCACAACCUCAAUUAUACCCAUCUACAGCCAUGGCACAACCUCACUUAUACCCACCUACAGCCAUGGAACAGCCUCCAUCAUACCAACACAGUGAAAUGGCACUUCAUCUGAACCCAUCUGCAAACAUGGCACAAGUUCCUCCAUCCCCACACACAGACACGGGGCAGCAUUCUCAGUACUCAAACUCAGCCAUGGGGCAGCACAAUCAUCCACACAUCCAGUACCCUCUUUAUCCUCACAUCCACACGGCACAGAUCUCUCCACAGCCACCCUUAGAUGAGCACACAGUCAUGACAGGCAGCACCCAUCUGCAAACUGAGCAUGUGCCAGUCAAAAGGGCCAAACGAACAGAUGACGAUGUCCUCACCAGAGUACUGAUGACCCAUAAAGCCAUCAUGAAGAGGAGGUUUGAGAGCAUAUGUGAAGGCAUCAUAAGGUCAGGGACUCAAACACUCCUGAACAAGAUCUACACAGAGCUCUACAUCACAGAGGGGGAGAGUGAAGGGGUGAAUAAUGAGCAUGAGGUUUGGCAGGUAGAGUCAGCAUCCAGGCCACAAACGACAGAAGACACGGCAAUCAACUGUAAUGAUAUCUUCAAGCCCUUACCUGGACAGGAGAGACACAUCAGAACUGUCAUGACCAAGGGGAUCGCUGGUAUUGGAAAAACUGUCUCAGUGCAGAAGUUUAUCCUUGACUGGGCAGAGGAGAGAGCUAACCAGGAUGUAGAUUUCAUGUUUGUGCUUCCGUUCCGUGAGCUGAAUUUGGUCAAACAUGAUCAGUACAGUCUUCACAGGCUCCUGCUUGACUUCCACCCUGAGCUUAGAGAGCUACAGGAUGGUGAAUACAAAGACUGCUGCAUUGUGUUCAUUUUUGAUGGGCUGGAUGAGAGUAGACUUCCACUGAAUUUCCCAGGGAACCAGACUUUGUCUGAUGUGACACAAACAUCAUCGGUGGAUGUGCUGAUGACGAGCCUCAUUCAGGGAACUCUUCUUUCCUCUGCUCUCAUCUGGAUAACCUCUCGACCAGCAGCAACCAGUCAGAUCCCUUCUCAGUGCAUCAGUCAGGUGACUGAAGUACGAGGGUUCAAUGACCCACAGAAGGAAGAGUACUUCAGGAAGAGGAUCAGCGACCAGAAUCAAGCCAACAGAAUCGUCUCACACAUUAAGGAAUCCAGAAGUCUUCACAUCAUGUGUCACAUGCCAGUCUUCUGUUGGAUCUCAGCCACUGUCCUUCAGCAGAUACUGGAACAGGAUGAUGGGAAGGAAGCCCCCAAAACUCUGACUGAGAUGUUUAUACACUUCCUGCUUAUCCAGACCACCAGGAAGAACCAGAAGUAUCAAGAGGAAAGUGAGACAAAUAGACAGAGGCUCCUGGAGUCACACAAGGGUGUCAUAUUGAAACUAGCAGAGCUGGCCUUCAAGCAUCUGGAGAAUGGCAAUCUCAUGUUCUAUGAGGAAGACCUGAGUGAGUGUGGCAUCAAUGCCAGUGAAGCUUCAGUUUACUCUGGCAUGUGCACUGAGAUCUUCAGGGAGGAAUGUGUGUUUCACCACAAGAAGGUCUACUGCUUUGUCCAUCUGAGCAUCCAGGAGUUUCUUGCUGCACUUCAUUUGUUUGCCUCCUACUUGAGUAAGAACAUGGAGGUCCUGAAACCAUUUCUUAGCAGAAAAUCCAGGUCUUUGCCAGAUGUGCCUCUCGAUGACCUGCUGAAGAAUGCAGUGAACAAAGCUUUGGAAAGCAGGAAUGGACACCUUGAUUUGUUUGUUCGCUUUCUUCAUGGCAUUUCUCUGGUGUCAAAUCAGAGACUUUUGCUUGGCCUCCUGAUACACACACACAGCAGCCCAGAGAGUGUGAAGAAAACGAUCAAGAACCUGAAAGUGAUGCAGAGGCAAAAUAUCUCCCCCGAGAGGUGCAUCAAUCUGUUCCACUGCCUGGUGGAAAUGCAUGACUCUUCUGUUCAUGAUGAAAUCCAGGCUUUCCUGAAGGCAGAGAAAGGUGCCGUGAAACAGCUCACACUGGCUCACUGCUCAGCCUUGGCUCAUGUGCUUCUGAUGUCUGAUGAGGUGCUGGAUGAGUUUGACCUGAGGAAAUACAAAACCUCUCCAGAAGGUCGCAGGAGACUGGUUCCAGCUGUGAGAUGCUGUAGGAAGGCUGUACUUGCUGACUGUAAGCUAACAGAGAAGUCCUGUGAGAUUGUGGCCUCAGCUCUGCAGUCUGCAAACUCCCCCUUAAGAGAGCUGGACCUGAGUCAGAAUGACCUGCAAAAUUCAGGAGAUAAGCUGUUCUCUGCCGUACAGAGUCCAAACUGCAAACUGGAGACUCUGAGACUUGUUGGCUGUAAACUAAAAGGACAAUUGCUGGCCCUUACUCUUCAGUGGGCAAACUCCCACCUAAGAGAGCUGGACAUCAGUGACAGUGAGCUUCAGGACUGUGAAGGAGAACUGCCCCAUCAACCACUGAAUCAAGACUGUAAAGUGAGACUCAUCAGCCGUGGACUCAAAGACAGCUCCUGUGUGGUUGUGGUCUCAGUUUUGGGGUCAUGUAUUUCUCAACUGAGUGAGUUGGACAUGAGUGGCUGUGAUCUGCAAACAUCAGACGAGAAGAAGCUCUCUGGUCUUAGAAACCCAAACUGCCGACUGGAGAAACUGAGACUGGUUGGCUGUAAACUGAGAGGAAGAUUUUUGGCCUUGACUCUUCAGUGGGCAAACUCCCACCUAAGAGAGCUGGACAUCAGUGACAGUGAGCUUCAGGACUGUGGAGGAGAACUGCUCCAUCAACCACUGAAUCAAGACUGUAAAGUGAGACUCAUCAGCCGUAGACUCAAAGACAGCUCCUCUGAGGUUGUGGUCUCAGUUCUGCAGUCAUAUAUUUCUCAACUGAGUGAGUUGGACAUGAGUGGCUGUGAUCUGCAAACAUCAGAAGAGAAGCUGCUCUCUGGUCUUAGAGAUCCAAACUGCCACCUGGAGAAACUGAGACUUGCUGGCUGUAAACUGAGAGGAAGAUUUCUGGCCUUGACUCUUCAGUGGGCAAACUCCCACCUAAGAGAGCUGGACAUCAGUGACAGUGAGCUUCAGGACUGUGGAGGAGAACUGCUCCAUCAACCACUGAAUCAAGACUGUAAAGUGAGACUCAUCAGCUGUAGACUCAAAUGCAGCUCCUGUGAGGUUGUGGUCUCAGUUCUGCAGUCAUAUAAUUCUCAGCUGAGUGAGGUGGACAUGAGUGGCUGUGAUCUGCAAACAUCAGAAGAGAAGCUGCUCUCUGGUCUUAGAAACCCAAACUGCCACCUGGACAAACUGAGACUUGCUGGUUGUAAGCUAACAGAGGAAUCCUGUAAGGCUGUAGCCUCUGCUUUGCAGUCCUCCAUCUCCUUAAAGGAACUGGACCUGAGUCACAAUGACCUGAAGGAGUCUGGAGUUCAGCUUCUCUCUACAGGACUCAGUAGCCCUCACUGUAUACUGACAUCUUUAAGACUUGCUGGUUGUGUGCUAACAGAGGAAUCCUGUAAGGCUGUAGCCUCUGCUUUGCAGUCCUCCAUCUCCCUAAAGGAACUGGACCUGAGUCACAAUGACCUGAAGGAGUCUGGAGUUCAGCAUCUCUCUACAGGACUCAGUAGCCCUCACUGUAAACUGCAGACUUUAAGGCUCAAUCUGUGCCACCUCUCUAAAGCAAGCUGUGAAAUGAUGGCAUCCGUGCUGCAAAGUGCACCUUCCCAUCUGAGAGAACUGGACAUGAGUGACAAUGACCUGCAGGAUGAAGGAGUGGAGCUGUUCUGUGCAGGACUAAGAGAUCCACAAUGCAAGCUGGACACACUGAGACUGUCUGGUUGUCUCAUCACACAUGAGGGCUGUUCUCUCUUGUCCUCUGCCCUCAAAUCAAACCCCUCCUACCUGAAACAGCUGGAUCUGAGCUACAAUCACCCAGGAGACUCAGGUGUCAGAGAGCUCACAGACAGACUGAAUGAUCCCAUCUGUAAACUAGAGACGUUGAGGUAUGACUAUGGAGGAGAGUACAGGAUUAAACCAGGACUCAGAAAAUAUGCCUGUGAGCUCACACUGGACCCAAACACAGCAUACAGAUAUCUCUCUCUCUCUGAGGGGAACAGAAAGGUGACAUAUGGGCAGCAGCAGCAGCCGUAUCCUGACCACCCAGAGAGAUUUGACUCCCAGUGGCAGGUGCUGUGUAGAGAGGGUCUGUCUGGACACCACCCAGAGAGAUGUGACAGUCUGGGUCAGAGUCUAGUCAGCACGGGUCAGUCUGGACGCUACUACUGGGAGGCUGAGUGGAGUGGUCUCGGAGCUGAUAUAGCAGUGGCCUAUAAAAGCAUGGAGAGGAAAGGGAGUGGGGACAGCAGCAGAUUUGGACAUAAUGACAAGUCCUGGAGUCUGCAGUGCUCUAGUAACAGGUACUCUGCCAGGCACAAUAAUAAGGAGACUGCCAUACCUGCCCCCUGCUCCAACAACGUAGGAGUGUACCUGGACUGGCCAGCAGGCACUCUGUCCUUCUACAGCAUCUCCUCUAACACACUCACCCACCUGCACACGUUCCACUCCACAUUCACUGAGCCCCUCUAUCCUGGGUUUUUUCUUGUCUUUAAAUGCUCAAUGUCCCUGUGCCAAAUCACAUGAUCUCCUAAUCCUGCAGCAGAGGAGAGCCACAUACUCUGUGUGUGUGUGUGUGUGUGUGUGUGUGUGUGUGUGUGUGUGUGUGUGUGUGUGUGUGUGUGUGUGUGUGUGUGUGUGUGUGUGUGUGUGUGUGUGUGUGUGUGUGUGUGUGUGUGUGUGUGUGUGUCUGUGUUUGUGUGUGUGUGUGUGUGCGUGCGCGUGUUUGUGUGUGUGUGUGUGUGUGUGUGUGCGUGCGCGUGUUUGUGUUCCUUCUCUUGCCUCCUCUGUGUUACAUCUUCCCUCUCACUGUUCCCCCUGUUCACUGUUUGCUGCUCCUUCUGUUUCUUUGUGUGUGUGUGUGUGUGUGUGUGUGUGUGUGUGUGUGUGUGUGUGUGUGUGUGUUCCUUCUCUUGCCUCUCUAGCAUCUUCCCUCUCACUGUUCCCCCUGUGUUUGCCCCUCACUCUGUUACUCUCUUUUUCUGAGUGUGUGCUUGUGUGUGUGUGUGCUUGCGUUUGUGUCCAUAGGAGAGGAGAGCCACAAACUCCUGUUUACACAUUCCUGUGUGUGUUUCUUCUAUUACAUUCAUCUGAGAUGUAUCAAAUCCCUCUGGCAUUUGCUUCUUUCUCGUUUUCUUUUGUGUGUGUGUGUGUGUGUGUGUGUGUGUGUGUGUGUGUGUGUUUGUGUGUUUAUCAGAUGAUGUGUUGAAUUUCUUACAAUAUGAACCUCAUAUAUUGUAUGUGUUCUGUAGAUUAAAAGAUGAACAUACAGUAAGAGUGGACAGAUUUUCUCACGGCUAGGAGUGUUAAUCCGCUGUUAUUUUACAUAUAUAUUCUGACAUAUAUUCGAGAGUGAGAGGGAGGGAAGGGGAGUUAUUUUAUUUGAAUAAUAAAUUAAAUAUGUAAUCGGUGAAUUGGAUAAAAUGUUUUUGGUUCGAUGUGUAUAUAAAAAGGGGAACAGAAUGUGAUUCAUAGGAAAAUGAAAUACAAAUAAAUAAAUAUAAUAUACAUGAAAUAAAAAAA
Messenger RNA from Sardina pilchardus (European sardine), 6777 nucleotides. Its product is annotated as NACHT, LRR and PYD domains-containing protein 12-like. The record is from RefSeq and is a predicted model, not a curated record. Lineage: Eukaryota; Metazoa; Chordata; Actinopteri; Clupeiformes; Clupeidae. The transcript is spliced from 23 exons. The coding region runs from base 175 to 5781 and encodes 1868 amino acids. Gene Ontology annotation, biological process: intracellular signal transduction. Gene Ontology annotation, molecular function: protein binding.